Molecule: messenger RNA, 4358 nt
Organism: Cervus elaphus (red deer)
Lineage: Eukaryota; Metazoa; Chordata; Mammalia; Artiodactyla; Cervidae
Gene: GPR19
Product: G protein-coupled receptor 19
Exons: 4
Coding region: 1269-2522 (417 amino acids)
Biological process (GO): G protein-coupled receptor signaling pathway
Cellular component (GO): plasma membrane
Molecular function (GO): G protein-coupled receptor activity
Source: RefSeq, a predicted model, not a curated record
CGCUCUAAGGUGAUACAGUGGUUGGCUUCUUCUGUUUUUACAUACUCCUGACUUUUGUUUCUGAGGAACUUGUGGGACCUUCGAGACCUCGCAAGAAGCCCUUCCUAGAAGGGAAAACAGCCGCUGGCGUGUUGCCUACUUCUAGCCUCGUUUGUUCUCGCCGUGGAGUCUUGAUGUUUUUAAUUUGAUUACAGCAGUAAAUCACCGCACCUGGUGGAGGGGAGGUGGGGAAAAAGUCUCACAACAUCAUAAAAAAAACUCUACUCGCCCGUCUGGCUCAAACAUCGCGAGAUCUGCCUGCGCGAACAGCAACCCCCUCCAACUCUGUGCGGUUGCGCAUGCGCCUGACUAAUCUUUUUUUUUUUUUUUUUUUUUAAAGCGGGAAAACGUUUCGAAACUUUUUGCUGGAUAACAGUCAAGGUAGUUUGACCCUCGAGAAAGGUCGGAGGAUAAUUCACGUUGACGCGAUGGAUUCAAGUACACAACACUACAUUCUUCGAGAUUUUGCAGUCAUUACUGCACACGCUUGUAUGGUCGUCCCUCUUUUCCGUUACUGUGUGUCUACCGUGAAUUCUCUGAGGAGAAUUCAGCGAAUCGAGUAGUAAAGGAGUGGACAUAGGAGAGCCGUUCAGGCUUUAAAAACAACAGAGUGAUGGGCUUUAUGUGUUUGGAAAGAUAACCCUGGGAGCGACAGAAGGAAUAAAUCUUUAAGGACCGUGAAAAAAAAAAGUAAGGAUACAUGGGACACCUGCACGAGCAUUCAGUUUCUUCCUGCAGUGUCUGAAAGGUACUACCCACACCUGAAGUGUCCUCACCCUGUGGGUCCCUUCAGCCACAUCUCAGGCAGGAUGCAGUGUGGAUUUCAUGGAGUGGAAUGGUGGAACUGAGCUAUCAAGACACCAGCUUGUUACAAAAGUACAUACUUUCUGCUUUUAGCCUCCCAGAGUCACUUGGUAUGAGAGUCCAUCUUGAUAUUAGCAGCAAUCUCUAGUCAACUUUUGAUUUUGAGUAUAUUUUGAUUUUUUAUGUACUGUCUGGAGUACAAGGCAGAGGAACAAUGCAAUUUUAGUUGACCAGCAAAGGAAUUGCUUGUAGGAAGCAGGCUGUGAGCCAAGGGGAAGGCAGAGGACAGAUAUGACUGUGUUCCCAAGCUUCUGUGGUGGUUUAUGGCAUCCUCCAAACUCCUCUGCAAGGGCUGAUCCUGACCACGAAGACCCAAGGAGACCGUCUCUGAAAUCAAGUCCAGAUGAAGAACUAAGAGGGGAAAAAUGAAUAUGGUUUUUGCUCACAGAAUGGAUAACAGCAAGCCACCUUUGGUUGUUCCUACACUGCUGGUGCCUCUUCACAACCACAGCUGCGCAGAGACGGCCGCCCCUCUGCCAAGCCAAGACCUGACGGAGCUCUCCCCAGAGCACAGCUGGAGGAGCAACAGGACAGAUCCACAGUAUGGACCGAACCCUGGCGAAGUGGCCACAGCCAGCAUCUUCUUCGGGGCCCUGUGGUUGUUUUCUAUCUUUGGCAAUUCCCUGGUGUGUCUGGUCAUCCACCGCAGCAGGAGGACUCAGUCCACCACCAAUUACUUUGUGGUCUCCCUGGCAUGCGCUGACCUUCUGGUCAGCGUGGCCAGCACGCCUUUUGUCCUGCUGCAGUUCUCCACCGGCCGCUGGACCCUGGGCAGUGCCGUGUGCAGGGCCGUGCGCUACUUUCAGUAUCUCACCCCGGGUGUCCAGAUCUACGUGCUCCUGUCCAUCUGCAUAGACCGGUUCUACACCAUCGUCUACCCACUGAGCUUCAAGGUGUCCAGAGAGAAAGCCAAGAAGAUGAUCGCCGCAUCCUGGAUCUUCGAGGCGACCUUUGUGACCCCUGUGUUGUUCUUCUAUGGCUCCAGCUGGGACAACCACUGCAACUAUUUCCUUCCCUCCUCUUGGGAGGGAACCGCCUAUACUGUCAUCCAUUUCUUGGUGAGCUUUGUGAUCCCGUGCACCCUCAUAAUCUUAUUUUACCAGAAGGUCAUAAAAUACAUUUGGAGAAUCGGCACUGAUGGCCGAACAGUGAGGCGGACCAUGAACAUUGUCCCAAGGACAAAAGUGAAAACAAUCAAGAUGUUCCUCAUUUUAAAUUUGCUAUUUUUGCUCUCCUGGCUGCCUUUUCAUGUCGCUCAGCUGUGGCACCCCCAUGAACGAGACUAUAAGAAAAGUUCCCUUGUGUUCACUGCUAUCACGUGGAUAUCCUUUAGUUCCUCAGCCUCUAAACCUACUCUGUAUUCCAUUUAUAAUGCCAAUUUUAGGAGAGGCAUGAAAGAGACUUUCUGCAUGUCCUCGAUGAAAUGUUACCGAAGCAACGCCUAUACUAUCACAACCAGUUCAAGGAUGGCCAAAAAAAACUAUGUCGGCAUCUCAGAAAUCCCUCCAUCGGCCAAAACUAUAACCAAAGACUCAAUCUAUGAUUCGUUUGACAGGGAAGCCAAGGAAAAAAAGCUUGCUUGGCCCAUUAAUUCAAAUCCGCCAAAUACUUUUGUCUGAUUUCUCAGAAUUCUUUCAAUUAUUAUUAUGCACCAGAGGCUAAAAGUUUAACUAUAAAAACAAGCUAUUUAUGUAUUUUUUCAAUCAAUUUUCUGAUGGAAAUGUUUUAUUAUGUAGAAUGCACUCACUAUUGAUUUUAGUUUUUGUCUUUUUUAAUUUAGCUGCUUUCUGUUUUACAGGUAGCUUUUCACCUUGAGCUUAUUUAUGGUCAACAGUCCCUUUACUAUUUUAGUUAUGUGCAUUAAAAAAAAAAAAAAGAAUGCUUUCUGACUUUUUAUUUACUAUUAGGUCCAAAAAGCAUAAACAGUCUUUGAUUGAUGAUUCAACCUGAUUUUAUUGUUUCCUUUUUCUCCUCCCUACUGAAUUUUUAUUAACUAUAGGCUUCUGUUCCAAAUCAAAUCUCCUGUGUGACACAUUUCAGAGACUUGUAUUUCUUCUACUGAGCAACAUUUAGGAAGUGUUAAUAUUUUAUAUGUUUUUAUAUUACCUUCUGUCCAGAUCUGUUAUGGAGAGCACUCCAUAUGUUAGAAUAUACUAGAACUUGCCCGGGUAGCCUUCUGUGAUUGAAUUUUAAUGAAGAUGCUUAGGGAAAGAAAGCUUAUUGGUUGGCCUAAUUUCUGUCUCUUUCUGUCUCUCAUUCUCAUUCUGUCUUAAAACCAGCUGAUGAUGCCUUGCAGCAUUUGAAGUUGCCGUGCUGUUUUCCUCACAUCCAGGCCCAUCUAGGCUGUGUCUAGGAUGCUUACCUCCCUUCUGAGUCAAAUUCAAGCAAUGUGCAGGGAACCUGGCUGGGAAAGCCCAGAAAAUGCCAAUGGGAGUCACGCAGAUGCCUUUUCUCUGCGAUCUGCCACUCAGGCAGACACCUUCCGCUGCCUGGCGCUGCCCCCAGACUCUGGGACAGCAAGGGCAAGGAGCAGGUUCUUCUUUCUCCUGAGCAUGUAGACAUGAGGCCAUUUCUCCAGCCAGUGCUUCCUGCCCCUCAUCUCUCUCUCAGGACCCAUGAUCAUACCCUCGCCAAGCUCACAGUCCUCUUUGGCCAAGGUAACUCAAGAUUUUCUUCUGGUUGCCGGGUCUUCCAUUAUUUCAAACCCAGGAUGAGCACAUUUAAAAAAUGCUUUGUUUAAACAAUAACAGGUUUACAGACAAGAUUGGUGUGCAUUUUCACACCCUAGUGAACAAGAAUUGCAAAUAAUAAUAUCAGUAGUUCAGCAACUUUACCUGCAUUGUCUCAUGUCAUCCUCUUAAAAAAGCCUGUGAUGUUCUUAUGACCAUCUCUGUUUUAUAGGUGAGGAAAUCGGACCUCAGCGUUAUGGGACUUGCUUAAGUCAGAGUGUGGCUGAACUGGUUUUCACACUCAAUCCCCUAGCUGCAGGUCUGUGGCUCUUUCCUUGACAUGACAGGUGUCUCUCGAGGGAACACUUGAGCAGUCAAGCCGAUCCAGACCUCUGUGGGCCUAACAGCUGCUGCCUGGGUGAGAAUCUGAGGUCUAGGAGAGCAUGAUGUUCUUAACAGGAGAGCCGAGAAAUUUGGUGAGCUGGCCCCCACCUUUUCCUUGGCUGUGGCUGGGUUCCUGGGCUCCUGGUGCUGAACAUCUGAGAUUGGAAACAAACUGGUAUUUCCUGUCUCACAGACACAGGGAAACAAGACACAAUUGGGCUUGGUUUUGGGGGGCAAAGAAUGAGAACAAUAAAAUAUUCUAUCCACAAAACAUUAUAGAGCUGAUGUGUUCAGGUGGAGGUGCUGCCUUCAAUCAACCAGGUCAAAAGAUAAAAAGAAUACCUUGUAUUUUUUCUUCCUUUUCUUUCUUCUCCACAUAUGAUACUCAAAAAUGACAAAGUG